ACUUGUAUUAUUGCGAAAAGAAAACAGAUAAAAGGUGCACGAAGUGAAAAGAGCACACAUUACAUGCUCCUGUUCAGCAUGUUUGUGUUUUCAAUGUCAACCAAUGAAUUUGUGGCAGAUUCAAACUACGAAUUGUGUGUAACUGUGUUUCGUUGCAGAUGACGUUUGAAUUCUACGGUCAGAUUCUAGUUGGGUGCCAGUCCAGCAAUGUAAUGUAGUGAAGUCCCCUGACUUCAUGUGGGUAUCCACCUUGAAAUAAAUUUGGCUAUCAAUUGGGUACCAAUCGGGUACUACGUGUAAAAGUGUAACAAUCAGGAGGUCUGCAUUGCAUCCUAUUCAGGCAUAGACUACCCUGCAUACUUAGGAUUUGACCACCCUGGAAAUAGGUACCAACAGGGUACCAGUUAUAAAGGCUAUUGGUGCAUGGACUGGAUGUGGGCUACAUCAUCAAUCAUUUAGGUACCUUCAGGGUACCAAUUGGGUACAGGUACCAAUUGGGUACCAACUGGGUACCAGUUGGGUAGGAGUCACACAAGUCUUUUCAAGGGAGGGAGUGGGUCGCAUAAAGAGCCUCAACUAUGGAGGGCCACUCUUAUGAUGAGGAUCUGGCCGAGAACCGUUUCUUCAUCAUUAUGCAGACAAAGUACCGCCAGCUACACCAGCAGGCUUCUGUGCAGAGAUUAUUGAUUUGUGUACCAAGGACAGGUGUGUUUGCACGGUUCUCUCUGUCCCAGGCUGACUUUGAGACUCACAUACUGCGACCAUGUGAUGAUCAGCCAGGCGUCUACCUUACUAUGAAUAAUAAGGAGGUGCAACUGAAUGGAGACUCGAUUACAACCACUAAGGGAUUCAAAGAGAUCAGAAGUGUUCAUAUUCUGUUUGAGGAGACGUAUUACAAUGACAAUGAUGAGAGCUAUAGAGUUGUGUGUAUUGAUAGACUACUUGAAGGUGGAAAUGAGGUUGUAGAGGAUCCAGUGAUGACUUGUCUAGAGACGUUGGACGACUGCACUGACUUUUUAUGGGGGAAUAAAUACAGCAAGCACUCCCAGAAACAGGUGGAUGAGUUGAUUACCAACUUCCGGAAUACCACUCAGCAGCUGGAGACGUUACGUCACAUCAUAGAUGAAACUAGCGCCCUCUUUGCCAUGGCAAUGCAGAUAGCUCUUAAAGACACAGUCUUGCGCAAGACGGUCCGUCAACACCAUGGUCACAUGGACAAUCUGAAGACAUCUAUGGAGACGUACAUACUGCAUGGUGUUUAUAACAAAGUCUUCAAGGCUAUCGGCUCCUUCUUGGCUAGUCAGGAUGCAGCAUUGAACAAGACCACCAGGAACCUGUCUGAGCUUCAGGUGCGUGACGUGGGCGUCCGACCGGAGUUCACCGCCAAUGUUCCUCGUGCACGACGCGAGCUUUCAACCAUCAACCAGUACAGGACGCCAUUAGAGAAGCUUCACUGUCUACGACGUACUGUCAUGGCCAUCAGCCAGCCUGGCUUCAGGACACGCUCCAAGGAACCAGCUCCAGCCAUGUCAUCUGAUGACCUUCUUCCCUUGUUAGUGUUCCUUGUAGUCAAGGCAGAAAUCCCUAACUGGCUGGCCAAUCUCACCUUCAUGAUGAACUUCCGCUUUUCUAGCUUUGCAGAUGGAGAAUUUGGAUUCUAUUUAGCAUCAGUAGAAGCUGCUGUCGAGCAUGUGAAACUUGGUAAUAUGAACAACGUCGUGAUCGGUGCUGCUAAUCCCCAGAAGCUUCAUGUACUUCGACGGAUGACGUCCACUGACGGUAUGUGGCAGAAGCUUGACCCUACGGAUCCAGACAUGCCGACAAUAGACGCAUUGUUCCAGCAUGCUAGAGAGGGUAACACUGACGACAUUGCCAAGAUGCUGGAGCAGAGUUCUAAUGACCACAGCUGGCUUCUAGAUCAGAUGUGCCAUCCGCUCUGUGGCUGCGACAAAUGUGAAGAACUCGUCGCAACGAAGCGUAAUGAUCCCAGAGCAGUGACGGCCUUGUCGAGGGAUGAUAGAGGUUGUACAGCAAUGCACGUAGCUGCCAUGUAUGGUCAUGUUGACGUCAUCAGUGUAUUAAUAUCGAAUGGUGGAGAUGUCAAUGCUACGGAUUAUCACGGCUCCACUCCACUUCAUAUUGCAUGCAGUAGAGGGCAGCAACAUGCAACGCUGUUAUUGCUACAUGAAGGAGCCAAAGUCAACAUUGAGGACAAUGAUGGCAACACUGCGCUUCACCUUUGCUCUGCAAACGGUCAUGAAGAUUGUAUGAAAGCAAUGAUGUACAGUAACCAACCAGUGGAUAUUAAUGCAGCGAACUGUCAAGGGGAUACUCCUCUACAUCUCACAACCCGAUGGGGCUAUGAGAGCCUUGUACAACUUCUCUUGGAGCAUGGAGCGUCCGUUGAAGCCCGUAACAGACGUAAAGAAACACCUAUCAUGUGUUCAUACAACGUCAAUAUCAGUAGAAGCCUACAGCGUGUUGCUUCCACAACUUCUGAAGGAAAAUAUAGCUAUAUUCAGCAAGCCUCAAGUCCACCAAUUGCCUCAUCCUUUGACCAAACCGAGAGUACAGAUUCAUUCACGACGAGUUUUGCCAAGACGACAACUAGAGUGAGACAGCGAUCCAGGGGAAGUUCAACACCCACGAGUAAACUGGUGGAGAAGUUAUUGAGGGCAGUGGCCGAUGGUGAUCUACUGAUGGUCAAAUACCAUCUCGGCUGGCUAAGCGACAGUGAUGAGAGUGAUGAUGAUGAAAAGGUCUCGUCAGACGCUAAACUCUGCCAUCCGCUCUGCCAAUGUAGCAAAUGUGCCACCUUACAAAAGAGAACCUUGGUGUCCUCCUCUGGUCUUAGUGUGAACUCCUCUAACGCUGAAGGGUUUUCCCCUCUCCAUGUAGCUGCAGUUCAUGGCCAUGAUGCCAUGGUGUCGCUGUUCUUACGCCGAGGGGCGGGAAUGAAUAGCCGCAGUGGGGGGAGCCAGCAGUGUACCCCGCUACACCUUGCUUGUCAGUACAACCAUCCACUGGUUGUGAAUCAGUUAGUUCAAUAUGGAGCGAAGUGCAAUGUAAAAGACUCUAGAGGGAAUACACCACUUCAUUACUGCUGUCUUAAUGGCCAUGUCAGACCAGCCAGAUUCCUAAUUAAAUUCGGUGCUAACGUCAACCAGGCUAACCACCGUGGUAACACACCCCUCCAUGAGGCAGCAAGGUGGAACUUUGGCCAGUCAGUCAAACUUCUGAUUGAGGUCGGCCAUGCCAACCCUCUCAUUCGUAAUAAAGCUCAACUAAUGCCCAUCCAACUUGCUCAGAAUGACCAGGUUGUGAAACUACUCCACGAUGCAGCAAUUGCGAUGGAACAGGAAGGGUCGGUCCAGGUGACCUCUCCCGACCCCGUGUCACCAGAGGUCAUCCACAAUCCCCCAAACACCCUACUACCAAAGACUCUGUCACAGCCUCAGGACAUUGCCCAAUCGUCCAGGGUCUCCUCUGGCAGUUCAUCAGUGGAACUCGGUACAUCACCGAGGCAUGUCAGCUUGAAGGAUCUGUUCUUCUCCUCGGGCAGUGUGGAGAUGCAACAGCUCCAGGUGCUGAACAAGUCAGUCAGGGACUUUGACAAGUCCAGGCGGUUGCGUCGCUCUGUAACGCAGGACAAGAGCGAGCCCUUAUUGGACCAGCUAAAACAUCAGUAUUCCAUCCAGCAUUUCGACCGAGGCAGAUUGAGGCGUACAGACACGAUGGACAAGAGCCAGCCACUGCUGUUAAUAAGAGCGCCCUCUGUUGAUGAAGCUGAGCCACCCCGGCAGGGCAUUGAAGGCUGGAUGAUUGGUAACCGAGGUGGCCACGACUUAGAAGGUCGUCAUAGCAGCUGCCAAAAUGUCAGCCCUACCGAGAAUGUAAGGCAUGAUUGGACAAGCAAGGGGGCAAAGGAUGCUCAAAUAGAAUCAGUCAAGGAUGGCGCGACAAGAAAACCUCCCUUUCAAAUUUCAACCGUAAAAGACUCCUCGGAGCUGGUGAAAUCCAAGGAAGGUGAUCAAAGUGCAAUGGAUAUUGGAAAUAAAAUAGCAGUAAAUGAUGCACUUCAAUGUAGCACCGACACAGAACCCCAUGAGAAAUUUGCAACAGGGGAAAAUGUCCAUAAUAAAGUAGACAGUCUUCACUGCAAAGAUGUGAGAGGAUCUCAUUCAGAUGGUGUCAGCGUCUACUGCAAGCACAAUGACGAAGACUCCACCAAUCUGCCGGAGAAAAACAGUUUUCAGAAACGCCGGCCCAUUGUGUCGCUAGUCGAGCCCGAGGCCCCAGAUGACUCCAGUGGGACAACUAGCAACAAACAGUCCGUGGAUGAUUGGGUCAGGUGCAAUGAUAGUGCAAACACCAUGGUUGAGAACGAUAAUGCACAAGCUGUGGCGCCAGCUGCUCUGAAGGAGUUGCAACUUAAAGAAGAUGCUACGCAGUGUGUAAACAAUGUGACAGUGGUAGCAGCAGAUGGGCUCCCUAAGACGCCUGUAACUACAGCACAGAGCGUUGACGAUACUUCCUCUCCCCAAGUUAUCCUGUCCCCUAAGGAAAUGAAGGGCGUUCGAAGUGAGGAUUUUGGUCAGACUCUUCUAGAUGUACCCCCGCGUUCCGUGAAAGGUCAUCAUCGUGUUGGAUCUGACAUCAGCGUAGAUGAGAUGACCUCACUAACCCUUGGUAUGAAUGCCUUCGCAGAGUCGUCAAGACACAGGGCUGAGGAACGGAAGGGCUACGUGGAGGCACUUCAGGCAAACUCAGCUGAGGGGUCUGGGUUGAAAGAAGCAGAGACUCUGAUGAACAGACCCCUGUCAGACUCCGAUGUUGAUUGUAUGGAGAUCGUGAUGAAGAAUGAAAAGAUUACUUGAAAUAAUAUAUCAAAAUAAAUUAUACCUGUACAUAUCUAAGAAAUUUGCUUAUUUUAAAAAGGAGUUAACACAUGCAUUGCCAAAUAGGUAUGCAACAUACAAAUAAUAGGUUAUAGCAAAUAAUUAUGAAUAAGCUUUACAAGGGUGUUAAAUGCAUUCAAACAAAACAAAUUUUGUCAAUGACUUCUAUUUGCAUGUGUUGAAAAAUACUUUGCAUGAAAUUGAUGUUACAACUCUCUUCAAUGUACAACAAGAAUACAACUGAUGUUUGAAUGGAACAAACAGGUAGCUAUCUUCUAACAAAAUAAAUAUACAUCAACUAAUAAAGCUCA
Messenger RNA from Asterias rubens (European starfish), 5209 nucleotides. RefSeq names its product ankyrin repeat domain-containing protein 27-like. Gene Ontology annotation, biological process: neuron projection morphogenesis; early endosome to late endosome transport. NCBI's taxonomy places the organism in Eukaryota, Metazoa, Echinodermata, Asteroidea, Forcipulatida, Asteriidae. Gene Ontology annotation, molecular function: guanyl-nucleotide exchange factor activity; SNARE binding. The record is from RefSeq and is a predicted model, not a curated record. The transcript is spliced from 24 exons. Gene Ontology annotation, cellular component: neuron projection; late endosome; plasma membrane. Bases 579 to 4877 code for a protein of 1432 amino acids.